Hibiscus syriacus is the source of this 1207-nucleotide messenger RNA. RefSeq names its product secretory carrier-associated membrane protein 4-like. Gene Ontology annotation, biological process: protein transport. Lineage: Eukaryota; Viridiplantae; Streptophyta; Magnoliopsida; Malvales; Malvaceae. The transcript has 12 exons. Bases 102 to 914 code for a protein of 270 amino acids. Gene Ontology annotation, cellular component: recycling endosome membrane; trans-Golgi network membrane. The record is from RefSeq and is a predicted model, not a curated record.
CGAAAAGAGUAAAGUAGAAGUUCAUUAUUUCAAGUCUCAACAAAAACUGGCCUUACUUUGGAGAAAAUUUUGGAUCUGAAACAGAGAGAGAGAACGAGAGUAUGAAUCGCCACCACGAUCCAAAUCCUUUCGAUGAAGAAGAAGUCAAUCCAUUUUCGAAUGGUGGUGGUGUUGCUCCUGCACGACCGCUUGCAUCUGAACCUCGGGGUUUUGGGCAGAAACAUGAUGCUACUGUAGAUAUACCUCUGGAUACAAUGAACGAUUCCAAGAAAAGAGAAAAGGAACUUGCAACUUGGGAAGCUGAUCUCAAAAGAAGGGAAAAGGAUAUAAAGCGAAGGGAAGCUGCCGUUUCACAAACUGGUGUUUCCACAGAUAAUAAAAACUGGCCACCAAUUUUCCCAAUUAUACAUCAUGAUAUAGCUAAUGAGAUACCAGUUCAUGCUCAGAGGCUGCAAUAUCUUGCAUUUGCAAGUUGGCUUGGCGUAGUUCUUUGCCUUGUUUUUAAUGUUAUUGCGGUGAUUGUUUGUUGGAUUCAAGGUGGUGGUGUUAAAAUUUUUUUCCUUGCUGUAAUCUACAUGUUGCUUGGAUGCCCUCUUUCAUAUGUGUUGUGGUACAGACCUCUCUACCGAGGAAUGAGGACAGAUAGUGCCUUGAAUUUUGGUUGGUUUUUCAUGUUCUACUUGCUCCACCUUGGGUUUUGCAUUUUUGCUGCAAUUGCUCCUCCUGUUGUCUUUCAUGGGAAAUCAUUAACUGGUAUCCUGGCGGCAAUUGAUUUAUCGGAUGAUAUGAUAGCAGGGAAUUUAUUUGUGUUUUACAGAUUUCUACUUGUUGGUUUUGGACUGUUUUGCUUGGAGUCCCUGCUGAGCUUGUGGGUUAUUCAGAAAAUUUACUUGUACUUUAGGGGGCACAAGUAAAGAUAUUAAAGCGAGGCUGUGCUGUGGUCGUAUUUGGUGGGGGGCACAAAGUAAAGAGAUACAAAAAUGCGGCUAUGCUGUGGUCAUAUCUGGAUGUUUGUUGACGGUGCUUCUCUCCAUCUAAUUGGUUUUUUAUAUAUAAAUAGUAUACCUUGUUAUUGUAUGUCGUUUUAUGAUUGUGGAAUGGAUUGAUACAAUAACGGUUUGUAUGUCAUUACAACUGUGUAGUUCGACGAAAUCAUAGUUCUUACUGGCUUUUGAGAGUUGGAAGAGGGUUCAAGUAAUUUCGAAUU